CGAUACCACACUGCUACUACUACACUGUAGUUCGACGCGUGCUGUGAAACUGGCUGUGAACUUGAACUUGGUGUUACCAAUGACCUCAUGGAUAGUCUUUGAUUCUUUUUCUCACCAGCCCAUUUUGGACACAUUUCACGACGCAGUUCAUGGAUAGAGGCCUGAGAGAAAAGAAAGCAUUUGAUGCGGCUUCCGUUGACAGUGCUGCGGAAAUCGCAGCAGUUGCGGGAGCGUGUUUCGCUAUCGCAGCCUUUGCACAGGCUUUUAUUGCGCUUGCAUUUGCUGAGGAACAAAAAAGGUUAGAGGAUUGCGACUGUGAGGACUACGACUCUGAGGAUUUUGUCUCCGAGGAUUCCAUCUCUGAGAAAUCCUAUCUUGAGACGCCCUCAUCACCUCCGUCCACCCUGUGUCCCACCACGAUGCCGCGCCCUGCUAAGCCUCCCAUGACCCUGAAGGAGGCAAAGCGAGCAGCCAAGAAGGAUGGCGCUCCUCAGUUCCAAUUGACAGCGUCACAGAUGGAGCGUGCAGAUCGUCUGGAGGCACGGGAGGAACAACGAAAGAAAGCCAUAGAGAAGGAGAGACAACGUCGAGAGAACAAACGCAAACGAGACGAAAAGGAGGAAAAGGAACGCGCUGUGAAACGGAAAAUGCUGGAGGAGGGCAGGAUCAAGGUUGAGGACACAUGGGGGAAAGUGACGGCGAGCCAGCCACGGUUGAACAAAUUCUUUGUCCGAAACCCAACCAAGCCUCUAGUCCCUUCGAAGCGGAGCAUUCGAGACGAGGUCAUUGUGGAGGAGAAUGCAGAAAACGAAGAUGAAGGGGCCGGCGGUGAUCGCCAGCCACAAGUGCAGGGAGCAGAAGGCGACCAGGAAGAGAGGGAUAAUGCUCCUGAGAAGGCAUUGACAACCAGCGCAAAGAAGACCAUCCCAUCUACCGGCAGUCAAGGGCGGGUCAAGGAGUGGCUCAGUACAGCAUUACCGACACAGGCUCCAAGUGCGUCUCUUCCGUCUCUGACUGGCAUUCUUCAUGCUCCCGCUUCAGGUCAAAGAAGUCCGCCACCACUCCAAGGUGUAGGCCAUGCGGUUCAGAGCCGGCCUUCCACCUUGAAGGAACAAAGCAAGUCCCAGCUGAAUGCGCGACAGAAACAGCCAUUACGGCUAUCUCAGGACGCCAAAGCCCGCAAGGAUGUUCCUCGAUCUUCGAAACAAAACACGGCGGACGCACCCCGACGUUCCCCUCGAACAACACAGUCUCAAAACCGAGUCCCUGAUGGCACUGCGUCUAAACAGGCCAGCAUUUCGAUCUCGGACUCUCAGCGAGCUACAACGGGUAAACUGGCAGGGACAGGAGGACAGUCUCUGGAGCAUUCCCCGCCAUGAGAGCGAAUGAAGACGAAGAAGAUUUCACCGAGGGCAUAGAUGACGAGACGUUCCUCAUGCUCUGUGCAACGCAGGAACCUAUGAACGACGAAAUUGAUGCCGGAAACCCAUCUAAUGCAGCGGAAUCUGCCUGCAGCAACCCCGGCGCACCCACGCCUUCAUCCGCUCCUGACACGGACCACACAAGAGGACCAUCAACAAGCCGAUCAGAAACACACCCUCCAGCGGCACAGGAACAAGAGGAAAUGGCUCCGCAGGUGCCUACCACCAUCGUCAACAAUGAAAGCUUCAGUGCCGAGUUUGCCAAAUUCGAAGACGAAGAACUCAUUGCCUUGGCUGAGGAGGCCGAGGCGAGCACCACUCCUGUGGCCGUAGCUGCAAAGCAAUCAUCAACCCUGCCACCGCCACCGCCGCCAAACCCAAUAGCAACGACAUCAAACACGAACCAAGACCAACACCAAACCCGAACGUCCCAAAAAGCAAUGAAGUCUUCUCCGAACCGCAAGACAAAUGGCAGAGAAUCUAUGAAGAACCGUGGCCACGGCAGAGGACGUCCUUCGCCAAACCAUGAUUCGAGGACUAGUAGAGUCCAUACUACUAAGCAAACAGCCCCAGCUCCAGCUCCAGCUCCGCCAAGGGAUGACUUCCUCGACGCUCCUGGGCCGUCAACGCAGGCGUUGAUGCUAGAAUUGGUUGCCCAGGCUGAAGCGGCCGCGGCCACGACUACAAAGACAAAACGUUGAUCUUGAUCUACCUCCUCGCCGUGCCGACUGCAGCUUUGAUGAGGUGUGUACUGCUGACACUGACACUGACAAUGUCCCUGUCGACUUCUACAGAAGAUUACUCUGCCGGCAGGAGGAGAGUGGGUGAAUUGGCAUCGGAGUGGACCUGGCUGUUUCUAGCGCAUGUGUCCUUGGAUAGUGUUACUAGAUGGCUGCAUUGGACACGGGCAGCUCAUGCUUCCGGUGCGGAAAGGCAGCCAUUCCACUACAAGCAUAUGAAUAAACACUGUUAUGAGCAUGAACAUACCUAGGUCCUGUAGGAAGUAGGGAGGAAUAAGAUACAUCGUCUCGUUUCCAG
Molecule: messenger RNA, 2459 nt
Organism: Exophiala dermatitidis NIH/UT8656
Lineage: Eukaryota; Fungi; Ascomycota; Eurotiomycetes; Chaetothyriales; Herpotrichiellaceae
Exons: 2
Coding region: 150-1379 (409 amino acids)
Source: RefSeq, a predicted model, not a curated record